CUGUUUCAAUGAUUCAUGCAGGAUAUUGAGCAGAGGGUGCCUGUAAUGGAUGCCCAGUACAAGAUGAUCACAAAGACAGCACAUCUCAUUGCCAAAGAGAGCCCCCAAGAAGAAGCCAGCGAGAUGUUUGCAACCAUGUCCAGGCUCAAAGAGCAGCUAGCCAAGGUCAAAGAGUGCUACUCCCCACUUCUGUAUGAGUCUCAGCAGCUGGUGGUUCCACUGGAGGAAUUAGAAAAGCAGAUAACAUCCUUCUAUGACUUACUUGGAAAAAUCAAUGAAAUUAUAACAGUUCUUGAGCGUGAGGCACAAUCUAGUGUUCUUUUUAAACAAAAACAUCAGGUAAGAAAAUUCCUUUUGGGGAGACAUAAUUAUUUUAAAGUACAUAUAAUAAAAUUGCAGUGCUGUUUACAGUAAAAGAAGUGCAGUUAG
Molecule: messenger RNA, 429 nt
Organism: Ictidomys tridecemlineatus (thirteen-lined ground squirrel)
Lineage: Eukaryota; Metazoa; Chordata; Mammalia; Rodentia; Sciuridae
Source: RefSeq, a predicted model, not a curated record